UUUUUGAAGUAUGUCACAGCCAAAUAACGACAAACCCGAUCGAACGACGCGAGUUAACUUAAUUAAUACCGGUCUCCCGACUUUUCCCUUGUACAUCGUUCCACGGCAGCUGCUCGCUUUCGGGUUCAUCAAUUGAUUUCCCAUGGCAUCCGAUAUCUUACUCCCAGGUCAACCGGUAUCCCCCUCUCGUGGUCCAAUACCAAAACUUGGAGGAGGUUUAUACUUAAAAGAUGGGCAAGUUAGAGCGAGCCUAGUUGGUGUCGCACAUUACGAAGGAUCUACCCUGGCAAUAUCUCGCGUACGAGCACAUCCACCGGCAGAAAAUUCGGUCGUACUAGGGACCGUCACUCGUCUGUCACCUUUGCAGGCGAUGGUAUCCAUUUCAGUUGUUGAUGGUGUUCCUCUACCGGCUGGUGAAGAAUUUAAUGGUGUCAUACGCACUCAAGAUGUUAGAGCUACCGAGAAAGACAAGGGUGUAGUGAUUUCUCUUGGUGAUGCUCGCAGUUACUACAUCACUACUGCACGCAACGACCUCGGUGUCAUUUUUGCCACCAGUGAAGCUGGGGCAUCAAUGGAUCCUGUUUCGUGGCAAGAAAUGAGGUGUCCUAAGACAGGUCGAAUAGAAAAGCGCAAGUGCGCGAAACCUGAGACUUUGUAAAUUAGAUCUUUGCAUUAUGUAAUCAAAAUGUGGCACGGGUCAACCAAAU
Suillus fuscotomentosus is the source of this 707-nucleotide messenger RNA. RefSeq lists its product as uncharacterized. Gene Ontology annotation, biological process: RNA processing. The transcript is spliced from 5 exons. The coding region runs from base 143 to 658 and encodes 171 amino acids. Lineage: Eukaryota; Fungi; Basidiomycota; Agaricomycetes; Boletales; Suillaceae. Gene Ontology annotation, molecular function: RNA binding. Gene Ontology annotation, cellular component: nuclear exosome (RNase complex); cytoplasm. The record is from RefSeq and is a predicted model, not a curated record.